GGAGGGGAGGGGGGGGAGAGGGAGCUACAGGGUGACUGGGACCAGGAGAAACUGUGUAGUUGAAAGAGAAGAGAGGGAGAAGAAGGAAGAGUGAGAGGGAAAGAGCUGUGUUUUUGUUGUUGCUAAACAACAUGUGUCUCAGUGCCCUGCUACUCAUCUGUCUCUCCCAGGCAGAGUUGGGGAGAGUUUGGGCUCAGCAACAAACAGAGAUGCGGUAUCAUGUGAAUGGACAGCAGCAUGAGAAGCCAUCACACAGGACCCCCAGAGAGCCGUGGCUGGGUUACGCCAGGGUAGCCAGGGAAGUACUGGGAGGAGGACUGACCAUUGACACCCUACCAGACAACAUGACACACUUAGUGGAGGACGCUGGUAGGUAUUACUCAUGGCGUAGUUUUGGCCCUGAUGACCAGCGCACAGAUGAACUCUGGGUAGAUCUAAACGACCUAGAGCAUGGCCAAGUCAGAAUGCAUGGCAUUUUGUCCAACACACACAGACAAGCUGCGAAGGUCGCCCUCUCAUUUGACUUCCCCUUCUACGGACAUUAUUUGAGGCAGAUUACCAUAGCAACAGGAGGGUUUAUUUUCAUGGGAGAGGUCACACACCGCAUGCUGACAGCAACACAGUACAUCGCCCCCCUCAUGGCCAACUUUGACCCCAGCUUCUCCAAGGAGUCUAUUGUGCAGUACCUGGACAAUGGUGAGGUGUUUGUGGUGCAGUGGGAGCGGGUGAGACUCCACGGGAGGGAAGCAGAGGGGGCAUACACCUUCCAGGCUGCCCUGCACCUCACAGGGACCAUCACCUUCAGCUACAGAGAUAUACCUUUGCCAGUGGAGGUGAUAAGUUCUGCUGAGCACCAAGUGAAGGCAGGGUUGUCAGAUGCAUUCCUGGUAAACCUGCCAUCCCCUCAAUCCUCAGAUGCCCAACGUCGGCUCUACGAGUACCAUCGGUUGGACAUCGAUACAACUAAGAUCACCAACAACUCUGCCUUUGAGUUCACUGCAUUGCCUACCUGUCUGCAGCAUGACAGCUGUGAACUCUGCCUCUCGUCCAACCUAACCUCUGGCUGUACCUGGUGCAACAUCCUCCAGAGGUGCUCAGACGGAAUGGACAGACACAGGCAGGAGUGGCUGGACUACGCCUGUUCAGAAGAGGCCAAAGAUGUCACAUGUGAGGAUUAUUCCAUGGGGAGACCAGACAGCUCCAUUGACCCUUCAGUUCCCUCAGACUCUGAGGUCACCACUCCCCUGGAGCCCCUACUAGAAGGCCCUGCCACGGAGAACGUGAAGACAGGCCCCCCGAGACAACUCGACGGGUCAGCUCACACAGGAGUUAUAGCAGGUGUAGUAGCUGCAUUGGUGCUACUGCUGGCUCUGACACUUCUGGCUCUUUACAUCAACUCUCAUCCUUCUGCUGCUUCACCCCUCUACUUCUUACAGCGACGCAACAGCUACUGGCCAUCCAUAAAGUUCAGGAAGCAGGAAUUCCACUCCAGCUAUGCAGAGGUGGAGGUCGAAGGUCAUGAGAAGGAGGGAAUCAUGGAAGCUGGCCAGUGCUGACCGGACUGAAGAGCAACUGGAUGAUGAAGAGAUGAAAAUGAGUUUGUAGGAGAGGAAGGAGUGAGCUUAGAGCUACACACACAUCCCUUACUCCAUUACACAAAUAAUGUUUUUCUGUUCAUUCAUUUUUCAAUAAUCACCUCAAUAUAGUCCUUGUCUUUAUUGGCUAAAAAGUGGGUGGCAUUUUAUAUAAUUUUUGGUGGACAAAGUCUUCUACUCUUCUUUUAGACAUCCGCGACAUCCGGAGGAGGCCACUUUUAGGCUUUGCUAGAAUUUCUUUGUUCAGUAUGGGUGUGGAUGAGUUCCAAGUUUCUCAGCAGGUACGGAUUGCUGUCUCACUCACCAUUUACCACACACCUCCAUGGGAUGUGUAACUGGAAUAAACUGUGAUACGUUAUGACUAUCAACAUCCAUGGAAAAAACACUAUAAAGGAUUCUGUAUCCCUGCACUUCCAUGACAAGAACAAAGACUGGUUGUGGAUGUUCUUCAAUGAUCAUCUCUGCAACUUUUUUUUAUUGUAUAGUUAAUGUUUGAAUGUUUUGUUCCUGUAUUGCUUUUUUAAAUUUACAGUACCAGUCAAAAGUUUGGACACACCAACUCAUUCAACAGUUUAUCUUAAUUUUUACU
Molecule: messenger RNA, 2184 nt
Organism: Salmo salar (Atlantic salmon)
Lineage: Eukaryota; Metazoa; Chordata; Actinopteri; Salmoniformes; Salmonidae
Product: plexin domain-containing protein 1
Source: RefSeq, a predicted model, not a curated record